AUGGGUCAUUUCACAUUCUUCUGCAUUGUUUUCUCAUCAAUUUUCAAGAGUUUUAUGCUCUUUCCAUCUUUGAUUCCUGUGAGUGCAUCUGAGUCUCUAUCAACAAGUUUUCUUGUUCAUACAGAUAUCCAUUUAAGGCCAUCUCAGUUCUUGAUUCAAGAUGAAUGGUAUAGUUCUAUGAUCGAGUCACUCACUGAUAAAAAGAUCGAGCUGAAGACUGGUACGCGAAUUUUCUACACUUACAAUGAAGUCUUACAGGGAUUUGCAGCAAAAUUGACUCCUCAAGAAGCCGAAAGGAUCAAUGAACUUCCUGGAGUUAUUGGUGUAUUUGAAGAUAGGUUCAGAAUAAAGCUUGACACAACACGGUCACCUGAUUUUCUUGGCUUGAAUUUGCAUUAUGGGCUCUGGCCGGAGACAGACUCAGGUGAGAAUAUCAUAGUUGGCGUUGUUGAUUCUGGAAUUUGGCCGGAGAGUGAAAGCUUCAACGAUGAAAGGGUCGGACCAGUUCCUUCCAAGUGGAAAGGUACAUGUGAAGAGGGAUCUGAAUUCAACUCUAGCAACUGUAACAGGAAACUCAUUGGUGCAAGGUUCUUCCUUAAAGGAGCCGAGCAUCAUAUUUCUUCUGAUGAUCGACUUGAUUCUGAGUAUCGAUCACCACGUGAUGGAGUUGGACAUGGAACGCACACUGCUUCUACUGCGGCUGGAUCCAACGUUAAGAAUGCUAAUAUAUUUGGUUUCGCAAAAGGUCAGGCGCGAGGAAUUGCAAGCAAGGCGAGGAUUGCUAUGUAUAAAGCUUGUUGGCUUGGUGGUUGUGCUGAUAGCGAUAUUGUUGCAGCUAUCGAGAGCGCUAUCAAGGAUGGUGUAGAUGUUUUAUCUCUCUCACUUGGAUCUACAGAUGAAACUUACUAUGAAGAUUCAAUAGCAAUAAGCACGUUUGCAGCUGUCAAAAGAAACAUUUUCGUGUCCUGCUCGGGAGGAAAUUUAGGACCUCAUGAAUUUUCUGUACACAACACUGCACCAUGGGUGAUUACUGUUGGAUCGGGAUCAUUAGAUCGCACUUUUCCAGUGCGUAUUCAGUUAGGAAACAAUAAAUCCUUUGUUGGCUCAUCACUUUAUGCUGGAAAAAUCAAUAGCAAUUUUUUCCCCCUUGUCUAUCUUAAAAAUUGCAUAAACAGGGAAUUAGUUCCUAAUAAUGUCAUUGGAAGAAUAGCAGUUUGCAAUGGCAGUAAGAGACAAGCUUUCGAGAAUGGAGUUUCAGUUAAGGCAGCAGGUGGUAUGGGAUUGAUUCAAUUAAAUGAUGCCUCUGAAGGAGAAGCACUCAGGGCUAUAGCUUACACAUUGCCUGGUGUGACAUUGGGUUACAAAGCUGCAAAAGAGCUUCUGUUUUACAUACAGUCGACUAGGGAUCCUGUGGCAAGCUUCAGAACUCGUACGCUUACCCUAGUAGGGAAAGAUAGAGCGCCAAUUGUGAUGAGCUCUUCAGGACGAGGCCCCAAUUAUAUUGUUCCAGAAAUCCUUAAACCAGACCUUGUCGCCCCGGGGCUUGACAUUCUUGCUGCAUGGCCUUCCAAUGUUGCCCCAACACGAUCUUCAAAAGAUCCCAGGAGGGUAAAGUUUAACCUUGAUUCUGGGACAUCAAUGGCUUGUCCCCACGUAUCUGGUGUUGCUGCCUUGCUGCGGUCUGCUCACCCUGAAUGGUCCACUGCUGCCAUCAGAUCAGCACUCAUGACGACCGCUACUAUAGUUGACAAUGUGCAGCAUCCAAUAGCCAAAUUCGAGGACAUGGAAACAGCAACUGCUAUCAGCUUAGGAGCCGGCCAUGUUAAUCCUCCAUCGGCUGCUGAUCCAGGACUAAUUUAUGAUGCUCAUGUUCGUGAUUACAUCAAUUUCUUGUGCAGUUUGAACUAUACUCAAAACCAGAUGAAAAUUUUCACUAAGAAGACAAAACCCUGCUCAGGUCUCACUGGAUCCCCUUAUGAUCUCAAUUAUCCAUCAGUUUCUGCUGUAUUCAGACCUGGAAACACUGUUCAUGAGCUACAAAGAACACUUACUCAUGUCGGACCAUUUCUGCCAGAAAUCUACAGAGUUAGGAUUGUCAAUCCUAAUGCUCAGAAAGUCACUGUAAGUGUAAAACCAUAUGAGCUGAAAUUCAAUGCAUCUUUAGAGAAGAAAAGUUUCAGAGUCAAAUUUGAGACCAGUUAUGUGUUCGAUAGCAACAAGAGCAUUCUUGAACAAAUGGUUUUUGGAUCCAUUUCUUGGGAGAGUGACAAACAUAUAGUCAGGAGCCCAUUUUCAGUAAUGUGGGACAAGAACAAGAUGGAGGAUUAG
Olea europaea var. sylvestris is the source of this 2328-nucleotide messenger RNA. Its product is annotated as subtilisin-like protease SBT1.7. Lineage: Eukaryota; Viridiplantae; Streptophyta; Magnoliopsida; Lamiales; Oleaceae. Gene Ontology annotation, biological process: proteolysis. The record is from RefSeq and is a predicted model, not a curated record. The transcript has a single exon. Gene Ontology annotation, molecular function: serine-type endopeptidase activity. Bases 1 to 2328 code for a protein of 775 amino acids.